Leguminivora glycinivorella is the source of this 2395-nucleotide messenger RNA. It is a transcript of the gene Rrp1, whose product is annotated as DNA-(apurinic or apyrimidinic site) endonuclease. Gene Ontology annotation, cellular component: nucleus. The record is from RefSeq and is a predicted model, not a curated record. Lineage: Eukaryota; Metazoa; Arthropoda; Insecta; Lepidoptera; Tortricidae. Gene Ontology annotation, biological process: base-excision repair. Gene Ontology annotation, molecular function: endonuclease activity; double-stranded DNA 3'-5' DNA exonuclease activity; DNA-(apurinic or apyrimidinic site) endonuclease activity. The transcript is spliced from 7 exons. The coding region runs from base 162 to 2078 and encodes 638 amino acids.
CGCAGACACCCUUCUGUCAUUUUUACCGGAUAUUUCGCCCGCCACCCGCCGGCCGCCAUCCAAAUCCAUCCUUAGGAAAGACGCGCAGGUCCCGCCGUUUUCUAUAUUCAGUACGCUUAGCGGUUGAAAUAAGUGCUUCUUCAUUAUAAAUUAAGAAUACAAUGGCACCUAGGACUGCAAAAUCCAAGAAAACAGCAAGCACAAAAAUUGCAGAAAAUGAGGUCCCUAAAAAAGGAAGAGGAAAAACAAAAACUGUUGAAGAGCCAGAAACUGAAGCUGUAGAAAAUGCAGUGGGUGAUGCUCCUGUCUUAGAUAAGAAAACAAAACGCACCAAAAAGGGUGAGACUAACGGACAAGAGGAAACAAAUGGUGUGUCUGAGGACAAAGCCCCUCCAGCCAAAAAGGGCAGAAAGAAGAAGGCUGACACUCCGGAAGAAAGUAAUGGUGUAGAUGCUGAUGAGGAUAAAACAUCUCACUCUAACAAUGGCACUGAAGCACUCACAGAGAGUAAUGGGCAAGCUGAAGAAGUGCCCGCAUCUGGGGGAAAGGGAAAAAAGAAGCCUGCAAAAAAGGAGGUGGCUACCAAACCCAAAGCAGAACCAAAAUCAGCAAAAGGUAAAAAAGAUACAAAGCAAGAGAUUGAAAGUGAAGAUAAAGAAGAAGGAAGUGAAGAUCUAGUCAAGCCCGCGGCAAAAAGCAGAGGCCGCAAAGGUGCACAAAAAUCACACAAAGAAUCUGAAUCACAGGAAAAGGGUGAACCAGAGGAUGAGGUCAAAGAGUCCCCCAAAAAAGAAGUAAGAAAGAGAGGACAGACAAAACCUGCUAAAGAAAACACUCCAGAAAGUGAGCAAGGUGAGCAGGAUGUUGAAGACAAACCUGCUGAGGAACCCAAGAAAAAAGAACCUAAAGGUAGAAAAAAUAAUGCAAAACAGGCAGCCAAAACAGAAGAUGAAGAUGAGGAGACUAAACCAGAACCUGCUCCUAAAAAAAGAAAAGUUGCAAAAAAAGAUGAAAAAGAUGACGUGAAAGACGAGGAGCCUGAAGAUGCAGUGGCCGAGGCAAAACCAGCAAAGGGCAAGCGCGGGCAGAAGAAGGAGGCCUCCGCCGAGGCCGACGAUGGCGCCGAGGCCGGCGACACGGCCAACAAACGCCGCCGCAAGGCUGCUGACGAAAAGGUAUCUUCCGAAGACAAAAAAAGUAAAGCACCACUCAAAAACAAAGCUUCAACCAAUUACGAGGCUAUAGAUUUUACGAAUUCCUCAAAGACCGCACAAGGUAAAGAGUGGAAUCUAAAAAUAUCCAGCUGGAACGUCGACGGGAUACGAGCAUGGAUGAAUAAAGGGGGUCUCGACUACAUAAAAUACGAGAAGCCCGAUAUACUGUGUUUGCAAGAGACUAAGUGUGCCAAAGACAAGCUCCCAGAUGAGAUAGCCAACUUGCCUGGAUACCACGCCUAUUGGCUGGGGAGUGAUACGGAAGGUUACGCGGGGGUGGGGAUCUACACGACGAAGCUGGCUAUAAGCGUCCAAUACGGACUGGGCAAUGAAGAACUGGACGCCGACGGGCGCAUGAUCACAGCCGAGUACGAGCAGUUCUACCUCAUCUGCACGUACGUGCCCAACGCGGGCCGGAAAUUGGUCACCUUACCCAAGAGACUGCAGUGGAACGAGGAGUUCCUCAAGUAUGUUAAGGGGCUCAAUGAGAAAAAACCUGUGAUAAUUUGCGGUGACAUGAACGUCGCACACAAUGAAAUUGAUCUCGCGAAUCCCAAGGCAAACAAGAAGAAUGCCGGUUUCACGCCGGAGGAGCGCGCCGGCAUGACCAACCUGCUCGGCGAGGGGUUCGUCGACUCCUACCGCCACCUGCGGCCCGACGACACCGGCGCGUACACCUUCUGGACUUAUAUGUCUAAUGCCAGGGCGAAGAAUGUUGGAUGGCGAUUGGACUACUUCUUGCUAUCGGAAAGGCUGGUGCCAUCUCUGUGCGACAGCGUCAUACGGAGCCAAAUGUACGGCAGCGACCACUGCCCCAUCACUCUCUUUCUGCACAUGACCAGUGCUGACAAACCUAAAGAAUAAAAACUCCCGAUAUUAAGUGGGUGAAUCAACUUUCUUUGUUGUUUUCAAUGACUGUGCUACACUAUAGUUUGUUGAAUUCUACUAAUAAGCUAAGUAGAUGUCUGGAAAGAGCUAAGAAGUGCCAUAAUUAUGUACGUUUAGUCAUUUUCACUCAUGAAACUAGGAGUUUAAAGGUGACCCAAAAGAACUAAAACAAGUUGAUUCAGCCAAGUCAUGUAUCUUAUUUUUUGAAAUUUUUGUUUUUUUUUUGGUUGGUUUUUUGUUAUGUACCUAACUAAAGGAUGUUUGGACAAAAUAAAAUGUUUCGAUAUGAUUAA